Molecule: messenger RNA, 1248 nt
Organism: Ochotona curzoniae (black-lipped pika)
Lineage: Eukaryota; Metazoa; Chordata; Mammalia; Lagomorpha; Ochotonidae
Gene: DBF4B
Product: DBF4 zinc finger B
Exons: 14
Coding region: 1-1248 (415 amino acids)
Biological process (GO): positive regulation of nuclear cell cycle DNA replication; regulation of cell cycle phase transition
Cellular component (GO): Dbf4-dependent protein kinase complex; nucleus
Molecular function (GO): zinc ion binding; nucleic acid binding; protein serine/threonine kinase activator activity
Source: RefSeq, a predicted model, not a curated record
AUGUACAGGGUUCAGCUAGGAAUUUCCAGUUGUCCAGAAAAAUGCCACAAGAGCUCUCCACGUGCUGGGAGGCAGCCCUUUUCUGGAAAGUCUUUCUACUUGGACCUACCUGCUGGCAAGACUCUUCAGUUCCUGACCGAGGCUAUCCAGCAGCUGGGUGGGGUAAUUGAGAGUUUUCUGAGCAAAGAAGUGAGCUACAUCGUGUCCAGCCGCAGAGAAGCGAAGGCAGAGAGCAGUGGGAGCAGCCUCAAAGUCUGCCUGAGCCCUGGAGAGGUUGGAGUGGAGAUACCACCCAGCGUCGAUGCACGGGGCAGCCACAGCCGGCCUGCACAGGUGCCCACGGACUCGGUGCCCAUGAGCCGAGGGAAGGAACUGCUGCAGAAGGCCAUCAGAAACCAGGGGAGCAGCAGCGGAGGCGGCAGUGGGAGCAGCAGCAGCCUCCUGAAUAACGCCCGUUUCUGGGGAGUGAGGGUCCUGCAUGUGGAUGACAUGAUGGUGCACGUGCAGCAGCUGUCUCUUGGGUCUUUGAGUGUGAAGAAGCAGGAACCCAGCAAGCCGGAGGGAACGCGUCCAGCAGCAGAGACAAGAACACGGAAAGUGGCCAGGCUGAAGGCACCGUUCCUCAAAAUCGAAGAUGUGAGCAGGAAGUUUCGUCCUUGCCACCACCAGUUUAAAUCCUUUCCUGAAAUUUCUUUUCUGGGACCCAAAGACGCAAGCCCUUUUGAGGCCCCAUGGACGCCUGGCAGCUUGCACCGACCCAGAGAACACCAGCCCAGAGACCCCAGUCUGCGGUCGGCAGCUCGCACCGUGCCCCGGAGGAAGAAGGGGUACUGUGAGUGCUGCCAGGAGGCCUUCCACGAGCUCCACGUGCACCUGCAGAGUGCCCAGCACCAGGGCUUUGCCCUGGAAGCUCGUCCCUAUGCAGAGGUGGACAAGCUCAUUGCCCAGCUCAGCCACAGCCUGGCAGAUGUCCCCUUGCAGGCUGGCCUGCCCAGCUGUAGCUGCACCAUGAUGCUGGGCUUGGACAGCCAGCAGAGGGUGGACACAGCCUCCUCUGUGAAAACCUCUGGUUACCACCACAGGGUCAGCCUCAGACCCAUGGCCUUGCCCUUCCACCUCCAGGACUGUGACCUUGGGCAGCUCUGCCAGGCCAAGCCUGAGGCUGUGGUGUUCCUUGGCCACUUCCCCACACUGUGUCCAGGCUGUGGUCCUCACGAGCCUGCUUUGGUCCUGGGUUAUAGCCCCUGA